AUGCAUCUAUUCCGAAGUUACAAUUACCGCCUUUAUCCCGACCGGUGUUCUGUGGAAACACCGACUAUUCGUGGAAUCAGCUGGACUCCGCUGCCAGAGGCUCUGAAUCCAGAAGACACUAUGAAGCAGUUUCUGUCUGAUCGGAUCCUGAAGUCAGCCAGGGUCGUGUACAGUAUGCUGAUGGAACGGAAUCCCGACCUGAUCCGAGAUCGGAAGCAGUACCUUAAAACCUACAGGCAGUGCUGCAGUGGGAAGGAGCUUGUUGAUUGGCUGAUGAAGCAAAAUGAUUCCUUCCAGUCUCGUAUUCAGGUGGUGGGAAUGUGGCAGGUGUUGGUGGAUGAGGGAAUCCUGGUUCAUGUGAAGCAAGAACUGAACUUCAAUGACAAGGAGACACACUUCUACCGUUUCAUGGAUACAGAAUUUGAUCUGAGUCAUACAACUAAUGAGGAAGAGUCCAAGGAAGAGGAGCUCCAGGAGAGCCUGUCUUUUCUACUCCAGAUGGGUCCAGAUGCUCUUCUGACCAUGAUACUGCGUAAAUGUCCAAGCCAGAGAACCCCAGAGGACCUGGAGGUUAUUUAUGAGGAGCUACUCCAUGUCAAGGCAGUCGCUCACCUGUCCACUUCGGUGCGGAAGGAGUUGGCAGCAGUGCUGGUGUUUGAGUCGCAUGCAAAGGCAGGAACAGUCUUGUUCAGUCAGGGGGACAAAGGCACAUCCUGGUAUAUUAUCUGGAAGGGAUCUGUGAAUGUCAUCACACACGGCAAGGGCGUGGUGACAACACUGCAUGAGGGCGAUGACUUUGGGCAGCUGGCUUUGGUAAACGAUGCUCCUCGUGCAGCCACCAUCAUCCUCAGAGAGGACAACUGUCACUUCCUGAGAGUGGACAAGCAGGACUUCAUACGCAUCCUUAAGGAUGUAGAGGCGAACACUGUUCGGCUGGAGGAACACGGGAAGGUUGUACUGGUCCUUGAAAAGAGCUCUGGACAGGAGUCAAGCAAUCAAACAGGAUCAGGAAGUAGCAGCAAGUACACAGUAAUGUCAGGAACCCCAGAGAAAAUUCUGGAGCAUCUACUGGAGACAAUCAAGCUGGACAGCAAUGGCAGUGACACUAUAGAUCCCUGUGUUAGCGACUUCCUCCUCACUCAUAAAGUCUUCAUGCCCUGCAGUCAGCUCUGCCCCGCUCUCCUACACCACUACCAUGCUGAGCCUUCUGAGGGGUCAGAGCUGGAGAAGGCGGCCUAUGCGCUAAACACCAAACAGAAGGUCAUCAAACUGGUGGGUCAGUGGGUCACCCUCUAUGGACCACUGCUGAAGGAUGACCCUAUAGCUUCAGCCUUUCUGGAGAAGCUCAGAGAAGAAGCCAUGGCUGACUCCCGACUCUGUAACAUACUCAAAGAGCAACUGAGGGACAGGAGGAGGACAAGAGUGGUGGAGAAUGGAUGCCCAACACUGACAAAGCUCAACCAGACGUUUGACUGGUUUGCAAAUUUUGAGGAGCCAGUUGGGAGAUGUAAACCAAUCAAAGCUCAAGACAAAGUGUUGUAUGAGAUCUUCCGUCCAGACCACAGUGCAGAAACAGUUAUGCUUCCUGUUAACGCGUCCGUCCAAGAAAUCAUGACUGCACUGAACCCUGGGGAAGACCAAGUCCUGCUCAAAAUGAACUCCACAGGAGACAGGGUCCAGCUGAAGCUGGACGCUACAGCAGUCUUCACCUCCCUGGGUUUGAAUGAGAGGCUCUUCCUCUGUACGGCCAGCCAGGCAGAACAGCUGAUGCCACUGAAGGAGCAGCUUGGGCCGGAGCAGAACACCAUGGACUCUCUGGAACAGAUGUGUUCCAAGGACGUCGCCAGCCAACUCACAAACUAUGACUGGGAGCUCUUCACAGCCAUGCACGAGGUGGAGUUGGUCCACUAUGUUUUCGGUAGACACAAGUUCCCGGGCAGCACCACGGCAAAUCUGGAGCGUUUUGUGUGUCAGUUUAACAAGGUUCAGCACUGGGUGGUGACGGAGCUCUGUCUAUGUGAGGACCUGGUCAAGCGUGCCAUGCUACUCAAGAAGUUUAUCAAGAUAGCCAUUGUCUUGAAGGAACAGAAGAACUUCAACUCAUUUUUUGCAGUGAUGUUUGGACUCAGUAACAGUGCAGUGCAAAGGCUGUACAAGACAUGGGAGAGAGUGCCAAACAAGACCAAAAGGCUCUACAGCUCCUUUGAGAGAUGUAUGGACCCAUCACGUAAUCACAGAGCUUAUAGGUUAGCAGUGGCCAAACUCAGUCCACCCUAUAUCCCCUUCAUGCCACUCUUACUGAAAGACAUGACGUUUAUUCAUGAAGGAAAUAAGAACUACACAGACAGCUUGGUCAAUUUUGAGAAAAUGCACAUGAUUGCUAAGACACUGAAAACAGUGCGAGAGUGCAGAAGCCAACCUUAUGUGCCUUCAUCCCCACAGAAAGGCCUUACAGAAAGAAUGUUCCUGGAGGCUCCUGCCAUACGAAUAUCUACAUAUUCAGAUCACUCCUUAACGCUCCGUAGUACCACCAACGUUCAACACUAUGUUCAGAACCUCAAAGUGAUCGACAAUCAGAAGAGACUGACACAGCUCUCCAGGGCCAUGGAGCGCUAAGGUCUAGUAGGGUGGGUCUAGAGGGGCGGGUCCUUAUCCCAGGCCAGCUUCACACUGGAGUAGCACUGAUAGACCUUGCCCAUGCCCGUCAUGGUCACACAAGGUCAAGGCAUAUGUAUGUGUGUGAGUGGCGAGAGAGGGGAUGACUCAGUGCCAUAAGCAUGUUGUCUGAUGCAGCCCGGAGAACUGCUGGCAGUGCCUAAAGCCUGCUAUUGCCCUAAAGGACCUGUCGUACACACAGGAAUGAUCCCGUCACACUGCUGAGAGAACCACACACUGGGGCUCUAUGAAUGCACACCACAGACUAUGUGACAGGCAUACUCAUUCUGUAUAUUUGAAAUGAGCUCUUAUGUAUGAAGAUACCACUGGUGUGUUUUGUUAGCACUGGAAGUUAAGCUGAGGUUUCCUUGUAAUCUUUUAAA
Molecule: messenger RNA, 3038 nt
Organism: Chanos chanos (milkfish)
Lineage: Eukaryota; Metazoa; Chordata; Actinopteri; Gonorynchiformes; Chanidae
Gene: rapgef3
Product: Rap guanine nucleotide exchange factor (GEF) 3
Exons: 27
Coding region: 1-2616 (871 amino acids)
Biological process (GO): Ras protein signal transduction
Cellular component (GO): plasma membrane
Molecular function (GO): guanyl-nucleotide exchange factor activity
Source: RefSeq, a predicted model, not a curated record